AUGUUCAAAUACCUAAAGCAGCUAUGGCGGCAGGGCCAAGCGGCGGGCGCGGCCCUUGACAAGCGUCGGCUGCAGCAGCAUGCUGACACGCACCGCCUGCUGCUGCUCGCAUGGCUGCGGGAGCAGGGAGGAUCAGCGUCGGAAGCAGCAGCAUCGAGGUUCGCCCAGGAGGUAGCGGCACUGCCACUGGAGGAGAGCAGACGUGAGCUUGCAGGGAUGAUGCGGGCCCAGAUGCGACAAACGCUGCAGGCCAUGCAGGCUGUCUUUGAGCCCGCCUCUGCGUGUGGCAGUGGCAGUGGUAGUGCCAGCGGGACGGGCCAGGAGUCAGGCCAGGAGCCGUUUGUCAGUGAGCUCAGCUUUGCACUGGGACAGACUCUCGAAGGCAGGAAACGGCCCAGCAACACAGCUCAUCCGUCACACCUCUCCCCUUCAGAAGCCUCUUCCGCCUUUUACCGUUCCACUGGUUUCUCCCUCUCCCUCCGCCCCUCCUCUGUUCCUCACCCCACCUCUGGCCUCGGUCUCUUCCUCCACGGCUCCGCCUCUCCUGGUACCAUUGUUGCGCAAUAUCCUGGGGUGAUUUACCCUCGGGUUAUGCACCGGUACCUGCCAGGUUUCCCCCUCGUGGACAGCAAUAACCCGUACCUGCUCGCACGGUUCGAUGGGGUGAUUGUAGAUGCGAGGCCGUGGGGGGUUGGAGGGGCAGGCAGGGAAAUGUGGAGCGGGAUAGACGAGGAGAAUCUUGCGUGGUUGAGGGAGAGGGAGCGGUGGGAGAGAGAGGAGGGUUUGCAGAGGAUUGAUGACCCGUGGUUAAAGGGAAGGGGAGCGAGGGAUGAGGAGCGGGCAUUGGCAGAUGCAGUGAGUGGUUCCACCACAGGUCCCAGUGCAAGCAGUACAAGUAGCAGUGUUGUCGGCGAUUGCGACGACGCCAGCAGCGGCAGCAACGGCAGCAGCGGCAGCAACAGCAGCAGCAGCAGCAGCACUAGCAUGUUUUCAUUCAAUAGGGCACUGGAAGCGGCACUAGCCCGCGUGCUGGUGGGAGGCGACAGCUGGCGCAACAACGCGGCUCUUCUCACUGCAGCCAUCGCUGCCACUCAAGUGGAGAUCGAGAGGAGGAACCCUCUUGCUCUGGCUCACUUUGCAAACCACCCGGGAGGUUCCGGGCAAUCGCCCAAUGUGGCGAUUUGCCCUCUGGACAUUCCAUUGGAGGAUACAGAGUGGAACAAUCUCCGGCCGUACAUGCCUAAUUCUGUGUUCCGCUUAAUGGAAAAGAGAUCGGAGGGAAUGAGGAGAGGGCGGAGGUCUGCAGGCAGGAGGGGGUCAGAACGUGACUCUGUUGAGACGAGUAUGGAAGUGGAUGGUGAUGAUGAAGACGAGGAGAUGAAAGGGGGGGUGCUGAGGACUGUGGUGCUGGUGGCGACAGAUGUGAUCAAGGAUGAGGAGGAGGUGUUUCUUGACUAUAGAUUGAACCCCAAUGCCAAUCGCCCUGACUGGUAUGUUCCAGUGGAUGCCAAGGCAGAGGAGAGGCGCUGGUCAUAG
Messenger RNA from Closterium sp. NIES-65, 1536 nucleotides. The record is from the annotation of a GenBank genome assembly. Lineage: Eukaryota; Viridiplantae; Streptophyta; Zygnematophyceae; Desmidiales; Closteriaceae.